AUGGACCAGUACAAUAACGCCGUGUCGGCGUUCGGUGUAAUUGUCAUCAUUCUCUCGGCUUUCAAUCUAUCAAUAUCGGCACAUUCGAAGCAACCGGAUCCUGAUCUUCAACAAGCGGCAUACGGAUUCGCGAUCUUUGCCAUGACUCUGUGCGCUUUGCUCAUUGCUCUGUUCCUUAUUUUACCUUUGAUCUCCUUGCUUGUGACGGUAUAUGGUUCUCUUCUCACGAGAAAACGUAUUUUCAAAGAAACCAAGGCCGAGGGACAACCACGCUCGGUUUAG
This is a messenger RNA of Exophiala oligosperma, 282 nucleotides long. RefSeq lists its product as uncharacterized. Lineage: Eukaryota; Fungi; Ascomycota; Eurotiomycetes; Chaetothyriales; Herpotrichiellaceae. Bases 1 to 282 code for a protein of 93 amino acids. The record is from RefSeq and is a predicted model, not a curated record. The transcript has a single exon.